This is a messenger RNA of Myxocyprinus asiaticus (Chinese sucker), 1668 nucleotides long. RefSeq names its product aldo-keto reductase family 7, member A3 (aflatoxin aldehyde reductase) (gene akr7a3). Gene Ontology annotation, molecular function: oxidoreductase activity. The record is from RefSeq and is a predicted model, not a curated record. NCBI's taxonomy places the organism in Eukaryota, Metazoa, Chordata, Actinopteri, Cypriniformes, Catostomidae. Bases 74 to 1138 code for a protein of 354 amino acids. The transcript has 7 exons.
CGCUCCCUCAGUCCACGCAUGUCCUUCGACCCGGUUUUACAACUUAACUGCCGUGUUUUACCGCCAGUCUAUUAUGCUGUGCGCAGCUGCCAGAGUAGGCCUUUAUGCAGUUCACCAUACAUUUCUUACCGGGUUCAAAACAGCACACUUUGAACAGCUCCGCAACAUGUCUCACUCUAAACUCCCCGUAACUCUGCUCGGAUCUAUGGCGUUCGGUGGACGCGCGGACGCGCACCUGAGCGCGCAAAUGGUCCAGGUGUUUCUUGAGCGCGGGCACAAGGAGCUGGACACUGCAUACAUGUACAAUGAUGGACAAUCAGAGACCAUCAUAGGAGGUCUGGAACUCCCCAAAACAGUUAGAAUUGCCACUAAAGCAAACCCCUGGGACGGCAAGACACUCAAACCUGAAAGUGUUCGUCAUCAGCUGGAAACAUCCCUGAAGAGACUGUGCACUCAGUGUGUGGAUCUCUUUUACCUGCACGCGCCAGACCACCAAAACCCCAUUCAAGACACAUUACAGGCCUGCAAUGAACUCUAUAAAGAGGGCAAAUUCAAGGAGCUGGGCUUAUCAAACUAUGCAUCAUGGGAAGUGGCCGAAAUCUACUGUAUCUGCAAACACAAUAACUGGGUGCUUCCUACUGUAUAUCAGGGCAUGUACAACGCAACCACACGGCAAGUGGAGACAGAACUGUUGCCAUGUUUAAGAUACUAUGGCAUGCGCUUCUUUGCAUACAAUCCCCUGGCAGGUGGGCUGCUCACUGGGAAGUAUCACUAUGAAGAUAAAGAUGGAGCUCAGCCUGCAGGUCGAUUCUUUGGCAACAACUGGGCUGGUGCCUACAGGGACAGAUACUGGAAGGAAAGUCAUUUUCAGGCCAUAGAUGUUGUUCAGAAAGCUCUGGAAGCAGCAUACGGCUCGGAGAAACCGACACUUACGUCAGCUGCUAUACGCUGGAUGUAUCAUCACUCUCAACUCAAGGGAGAUCUGGGUGAUGGCGUCAUUAUAGGGAUGUCCACCAUGGAUCAGCUGAAUGAGAACCUGACGGCAGCUGCAGAAGGUCCACUCAAACAGGAAGUCGUGGACGCUUUCAAACAUGCCUGGGAUUUAGUAGCUCACGACUGUCCAAACUACUUCCGCUAGACAGCACCAUAGCAACAAGAGAAAAGGAUCCCCAAUUAUAUGAACCAUGAUUUAUAAGAACUAACACAGAUCAUUUAAUUUUUUUAUGGACAAAUUAUUUUUUCGGAUGAAUGAACAGUGAUGAAUUGAGUUGGAUCAGCCUUCAUCUUACUAAUAAACUCAUGCAAAUGACAGGUCUCUACUGGUCUCCGCACCGUAAAUGCUGACAUUAGGAUGCAAUAUGAUCUGCUUUAUGUCCAUCUUACAGAGAUGAAAUAACUUCUCCAGUAAGAAUAACACAAUCACCUGUUUGCCUCAGUACAGCUGAUGUAGCUUGUCUUACACCUUGUUUUUAUACUAUACAAUGCCUAACUAGUAUGACAUUGGCAGUGGUGUUUACAAACCAAAAACAGAGGCACACAACUGAACACAGAGGGUUCAGGUGACUUUGACCGUCGCUGGGUAAAAGAACUCACAAAUCACUGAGAAAACGCACUUUUCAUGCGUCUUUGUCGGAUCAACACAAAUAAAGAAAAUGUUCAUUGAAAGUC